This is a messenger RNA of Corythoichthys intestinalis (scribbled pipefish), 8326 nucleotides long. It is a transcript of the gene cdc14ab, whose product is annotated as cell division cycle 14Ab. The record is from RefSeq and is a predicted model, not a curated record. Gene Ontology annotation, biological process: microtubule cytoskeleton organization; cilium assembly; protein dephosphorylation. Gene Ontology annotation, molecular function: protein tyrosine phosphatase activity; protein serine/threonine phosphatase activity; protein tyrosine/serine/threonine phosphatase activity. The transcript is spliced from 15 exons. Gene Ontology annotation, cellular component: mitotic spindle; nucleolus; spindle pole. Lineage: Eukaryota; Metazoa; Chordata; Actinopteri; Syngnathiformes; Syngnathidae. Bases 1051 to 2508 code for a protein of 485 amino acids.
UCGAACGCGGAAUCGGCGAAGCGCCGUCGUUUCCGCUCGUCCCGCAGACGGUGUCAAAUGACGAACGAGUGCGGCCAGGCAAAGGAUUCGGAAAUUCUUUCAGAAAAACAGUGGGAAUAUGACAUUUUUGCAACUUUUAAAAAUGUCAAUUUGUUUGGAGUAUGGCGUCGAGCCGCUAACAAUAUAAAACAUACUCGCGCCUGAGACGAGAAUUUCAAGUGAAUCCGACCAAACAUAGAAUACAGGAUGACCUUAGAAUAGCCCUUUACUGUCAUUAUACAGUUGUACAAUGAAUUGAAAAAUGACAGGCCCCAAAUUUGCAUAAGUGCCAUUUCUUUUUUUUUGUCCGAAUAAAAAGAGUAUUUUCAGAACAUCAUAUUAAAAAUGAGUUUUAGCCGCAGUCCCUUCUUAUCCCCCCGGCCCCACACCGCCCAAGGGGAAAAAAAAAAAAAAAGACACCUAUCCAAGUGAUGGGCCUGUCCUCCACUUUCUGGGUCAAUCUGGCCUGACUUUGUUAGAAUGAGAUCGUUCGUUCGCUUAGAAUAAGAUCGUUCGUUCGCUAUGACUUCCAGCGAAGAAUGGGGGGUGAGGACGGUCGGUCCCUUUUCCGGGCUUUUUGGUUUUCCCGCGGCACUUGAAGGCCGGCCUUUUUGUUUUCCCGCGGCACUUGAAGGCAGCGCACUCGGUUCCUCACGGGAGGUAGGGGAGUCUUCUUAUUUUCCCGCGGAGCGUGAAGGCAUCACGCUCGACACCGUUCGCCCAUUGGGCCGCCGCGCGUCGCCACGGCAACGUAUUUUUAAAGAGGGAUUUGCUCCAACUCGUUUUUCGACUCGUCGUUAAUCCCGGCCAGCCGGCUGGCUCUAGCUAACCGCGCGCUAACAUAUGUCUAGAGGGCGACUCGUCGACGACAAAACGUCCCGAAGCUUCCCGGGGACAUUCGAGGCGCAAUGGCGAGUUGAGGACAAAGUUGGCAACUUGUUGACGGCUAGCUUAGCGGGCGGCUAGCCUUCUCGCCGUCGACAAGUUGACUUCCAGGAUUUAGGCGAACCCAUGAACCAUACGCCGGUUCUGACCGCCUUGUUCGGCGUCACGGACGACGCCGGGCCGCCGCUCGGAGCCGCAGAGUUUAUCAAAGAGCGUCUGUAUUUUGCCACGCUACGAAGCAAACCCAAAAGCACGGCCAACACGCACUACUUCUGCACGGACGACGAGUUUGUCUACGAGAAUUUCUACGCAGACUUCGGUCCUCUUAACUUGGCCAUGCUGUACCGAUACUGCUGCAAACUCAACAAGAAACUCAAGUCGUUCACGCUGAGUCGCAAGCGCAUCGUCCACUACAGCAGCUUCGACCAAAGGAAACGCUCCAACGCGGCCGUGCUCAUCGGAGCCUACGCGGUGAUCUACUUGAAGAAAACUCCGGAAGAGGCUUACAGAGCUUUGGUGUCGGGAUCCAACGCCGCCUACCUGCCGUUCAGGGACGCGUCGUUCGGGAAGUGCACCUUCAACCUCGGCGUUCUGGACUGCCUACAGGGCAUCGGGAAGGCGCUCCAGCACGGCUUCUUCGACUUUGAGUCUUUCGACGUGGAGGAGUACGAACAUUACGAGCGCGUGGAGAACGGCGACCUCAACUGGAUCGUUCCGGGGAAACUUCUGGCCUUUAGCGGCCCGCACCCUAAGAGCAAAAUGGAGAACGGUUACCCGCUCCACGCGCCCGAGUCCUACUUCCCGUACUUCCGGGCGCACGGCGUGGCGGCGGUGGUGCGUCUCAACAGCAAGAUCUACGACUCCGGUCGCUUCGCCGACGCCGGAUUCCGCCACUCGGACCUGUUCUUCGUGGACGGGGGCACGCCGAGCGACGUCAUCACGCGACGCUUCCUUGCGCUGUGCGACGCCACGCGGGGCGCCCUGGCCGUGCAUUGCAAAGCCGGUCUGGGCAGGACGGGCACUCUGAUCGGCUGCUAUCUGAUGAAACAUUACCGCUUCAAGGCGCCCGAAGCCAUCGCCUGGAUCAGGAUCUGCAGGCCCGGCUCCGUCAUCGGUCCUCAGCAGCACUUCCUGGAAGAGAAGCAGGCGUGGCUGUGGUCGCUAGGAGACCAGCAGCGCUCCCAGGGGUUAAAGUUCACAGAGGACGAGGACGCCGUGCUCGACCUCGUGUCCGGCGUGGAGCGCGUGACCUUGAACGCGGCGGCCGCGCGAACUUCUUUUGGCUCGCGUGAGCAGCGUGACGGGAGCGAGCGGCUACCGCCGCCGCCGCCUCAGACUCAGGGAGACAAGCUGCGAGCCCUUAAAGGUCGUCGCCCCCUCCGACCCUCCGCCUUCAGAUCGGAGCAGCGCGACGGGGCCGUGGCGCAGCCGAUCAGAGCGUCGACGGGCGCCGAUCGGGACCGGGCGGGAUCGGCGCCGCUCCAGUCGGCCAAGAGGACCGCUCGCGGCGCUUUGUCAUCGGCAAGCGGCACGAGUCGCUUCGGUCAGACCUGGAUACCUUCAAGAAGAUCCGACGCACCUUGAGGGAAAGGAAAAAAACGGCAGACGCUUAGGAUUUCUCCCAACGACACGCUCGGCGGCUAAAACUUUGACCUCGACGGGCGACGCGCUGGCGUGCGAGCCAGAGCUUCUCCGCCCGCAUCGGCCCAAAGAGAAAGGGCGGCGGACGGCCUUUGAUGAAGACUGACGGACGGAUGGCCGGCCGCGUGUAGCUGACGGCGGCCUUCUACCUCCCGGCCGCUUUCCCAGCGAGGCGUGUCAUUUAAUCAUUUCAAAUCAACUAAGUACGGUUCGGGGUAUUCCAUAAAGGAGAUUCGUCAAAAGCCAGAUGUAUCAGUCUGCCUUGAGAUUGGAAACACCGGUUCCGAAGUAGGUCAUCUUAACUCGUUUGCUCCCAAAAACGUAUAAAUACGUUCUAUUUUUAAUUGUUUCAGUGUCCCAAAGACGUAUUUAUACGUCUUUUACGUUUUUUUUCCCCAAAAAAGACAUCUCUGGCUUCUGAUUCAAUUGAGGUCCAAAGCACAAAGCUGAAAAUCCAUUUUAAAGCAAUAAAACUGGCCACCGGAGGGCAGUAGCGUAAGGCCCGCAACCCUAUUCGACACCAACGAGAGGCAAAGCCGGGGCGCCGGCGGAAGACGACCGAACGGAUGCCAGGCGGCGGACCAUCGAGCGGAACAACCGGUAGGACGCCCGGGAUGCCGGCCGCCGGACAAUCGGGACCACUAGAUGCCGUUAAGCCCGUUCUUCCUGCGAGCAGAGCCCGCAGACUCCAAAAAAUUCAGCUUUUUUGAGGGAAAAGUUUAAGCGGCGGUCGCGGCCCACGAUACCGCCAUCUUUUAGUUAGUUAUGAGUAAAUAAAUUGUUACUCUGCUAUCAAAAGCUCUAUUUGUCUGGUUGGUUGUGAUAUUUUGUAAAAGGAAAACAUUAUUCAGAUAUUUGGGAUGUAAUUAAAACAAAAAAUAGCUGUGUUAAAGUCAUGUUUGAAAUGUAUGCUUUCACAAAAAGCUCAAUUUCUCUUUUCAUCAGAAAUUGGAAAAUGGCUCAAACUAUGCUGAUUUCUAAAGAAUGGAAAAAGAUGAACUUACUUUUUUUCUGCUGAAAGAAGAGAGUCUAGUCUUUCUUUUGGGGGGUUCCAUGUUUAAAUAGCAAUAGAACAGAAUUUUCUGCGGGCCUUGCAAAAUCAGUCAAAAUCCAGUCAAACGGCCGGGAGCGAAGGGCCUUGCUCCGGUAAAAAUGGCUAUGAGUUAAUGAACGGUUCCAAUUUUUUUGGUCAUAUCUGAUUAUUUGGCGUGCCAUUUCAGACUGCCUCUGUCUAUUGAGCCCGUUCAAUUAUUACGCAUGCGCACUAAUCGGCAGUCCGACGCGCUGAGCAACUGACCGGCAUGUGCAGAAGCAUAAAAGAAAUGACUACAUAUGCUGGCUCUGCAUCAUUCUAGGGUGAUCAUAUUUAGAAGAAGAAAAAAAAAAAGCCUUACAUGAACAUUCCCCAAUUAGUCUCAUAUUCAAGGUUUAUAUGGAUCGAUAGAACGCACGCACAUACGGUCAAUUUGCCCCACCCGACUCUCGGCCAAUACGGUACUGCUCAUUUGGAGCACAGAAAGAAAACUGAGCAUUCUCAGGCUUUUUAAGCGCCCCAUUUUAUUGAUUUUUUAAAUGGCCGCCGUCAAGCCCGCCUCUUCCCUAAAAGCAGAGUUCAAUCUCGGCGCUAGCUAACGCUAACGUACAGCUCCGUCGCUGCCGUCUUCCGUGCCUCUCGCCCUUUGCUAACGGGGUCAUCGCUGCACGAAUUUCCAUUUGGGAGACUUGAUAGUUCAGGCCGCCUGUCACAUCCUGGGGAAAAAGUGGCCCUGAUGGGAUUUUAACCCCAUACGAAAGAGACCAAGACGGAAUUUGAAAUUGUUAACGCCUCACCCGAGUGGGGGAAAAACACCCAAAAAUGGGAUUUGCGAAUGAAGAUCUGCGGUAUGAACCUAACCUUGGAGACUCCUUCGGUAGCUUUUGUAGUUGAUAAAAAGCCUCACUUUUAUCAAAUUCAAGUGAGUGAAGUUGAUAUCAUUGUUUUAAAGCCAGUCGCUUUGGAACCUUUUUGUUGUAUUUGUUCUUCCUUGCUGCUAUGCUUGUUUCAUCCAGCAGAGUGUGCUGUGCUGUACUUUUUCAUUCAUUUUCCAUGCCGCUUUUCCUCACGAGGGUCGCGGAGGUGCCGGAGCCUAUCCCGGCUAACUACGGGACGACUGCAGGGUACACCCUGAACUGGUUUUUCGUUAGGGAUAAAAGUAUUAUCAGCCUGUCCUAUAGGCCAGUGUUUUUCAACCGAUGUGCCGUGAGAGAUGGUCAGGUCCGCCGCGAGCAAUCGUCCAAUAUCAUUUUUAUGUUUUUACGUCGUCAGGCGGAGUAGGUAGAAGGUUUCGGCCAAGUGCUGAUGAGCGCGCUAUUGCUCGUGUUGCGUUCAAGAACUGCUGGAAUUUCUAGCCAUCAGCGACCUUGCUGUCCACGUGGACCCCAUAACGUCUACUGUACACCAUUUGAUUAGACUCGUCAAGUGUCUAUAUACAAGAAAGUGUGCUCUCCAUUUUCUCCAUAUGUGACGAAUGUCAACCCUUUGCCCCUGCCGGUGUUUUAUUCCAACAUAUUGUCGAGGAGGGCAAGGUAGCUAAAAAUCCGAGCAGUUCUUGAACGCGACAUGAGCAGCUAUCCGCCAUGGUACCAAGCAAGCUUAAAUGUCAUCUCCAACUCAACACCUGUCGCUUCCAAACAAGUCGAACUAUAAAACACAGAGAAACAGGCAAGUUUUUUGAGAAAAACUACAAAGUUAAAUGAGAAAGCCCUCAAAGCCUUACCUUGUUGCCGAACUUGUCGCGUAAUCCAAAAAGUCCCGCACUGUGGCAGAGACAUUGAUAUCACCUGCCUGCUAAGCCAUUGUCAGCAAGAGGCUCGGCCCUGAUGCAGUUAAAGACAUAGCUGAAGUCCCCCUGUCUGAUAAUUAUGAGCUUUUUAAGCCUAACUGCUCUAAAACAAUAAAAACAGAGCUGUAGAGCUUUGUGUGUUUCUUGAAUUUCUGCCAGGAUAUCAGCUUUGUGUUCAUCUAAACAGGCUCAAGUUUCACACUGAGUAAGUUUAAAUAGAGAAAAUAUUUUCUAGUGAAAUAUACUGUACAGAAAGUCAUUUUGAAACAUCUUUGGUUUGUUGUGUGACGCCGCGAGGUAUUUUUCAAUGUAAAAACGUGCCGUGACUCAGAAAAGGUUGAAAAACACUGCUACAGGCCGUACUGGCACCACGCUUGGAAAGUGAAAUUGGCUCCACUACGCUGGAUCUAUGUGUUCAAUGCAUUGUUUGCAUAGACCAUACCCUUCCAGACUCUUGUCAGGCUUUAAAGUUCGACUCAGAACAUUGGUCACCAGCCAGAAAUAUGUGUAGGCUAUAUGAGAAUAUCCCAAAAAUGAAAAUCUAGGUGUUGCUGUUUUAAGUGCUACGUUCAUUCUGGCAACACUGAAUCUUUAUCAGAUUGUAUAAAUACAUCUAGCAAACAUUUACAACAAGUAUUGGUGUCUUAGUGAUUUCAGAGUGAGAAACGGAGCUAGCUCAUUUCUCGAAGGAAACGCUUCAACCCAAGUGAUUUGCACCCAGCACAACGAAAUCUAUAGUAAAUUGAGCUAAAAGCUAAUGUGUCAUAUCCUAAAAAUAUCACAGCCUACAGUGUAUUGAAAGAUAUGAAAAAAAAAACAAAAACAAAAAAACACCGUGGCCAUAAAUGGCUGAAAAUCAACCCAAUUGCUACCACACCCUCCUAAAUUGGAAUCAUGGGCAAAAUGGAAUAAGACCAAAAGUUUCAUACUACAGUGUCUAUGAAUAUGAAAAUCUAGAAUAAUACACAUACAAAUAUAUAUAUAAAAAUGAAAAACUACAUGGUGCAGCGUAGGCUAUACAGCAUUACUCAUCAAUAUCACUUUCAUCAAAGUGAUCAUCCCAUACAGCUCUGUCCCAGAAAGAUUCUCGCAUGCUUGGCACCGUCAUCAAUAUGUACUUGCAGCGGGGCCAGGCCAUUUGGGGGCCCUGCCCUGAGCAAAAUAAUGCCAAGGGGCCCAUAUUUUUGGCCCGCCAUUACGUCACAGUGUACUGUGAAAGCCAUACAUGCAAUCCAACCCAUACGUCCAUAUUUUGUAUAUUAAUCAAAUUUUGUUGCACUGCAUACUCAAACUUCUCACCCCAAAUGAUUGUCAGUACUUAAGUAGAUGGUGCCAAACCUUUUUCUAAAAGCGGAAAAGAAAGGAAGGAAGAACUUUUAUUUUUUAAGCUUGUGAUCAAGUAUCAAAACUCACAAAAGCCAAAUAAAGCAAACUGUAGUAAACAACAUAGAAUAUAAACAAUUUCACAGUCUCACAAUGUACUGUACAGUCACAACCAGUACACAACUGUUGUAUAAAGUGAAAGUCAAAUAUCACAACAGCAAAUGAAUUAUAUCGUCAGAUAGUUCAUAAAACAAAUGAAUUGCACAAACAGAAGCCAUGACUAACUUACAACUAAAAGCUUCCUUCAAGUAUAAAGUGCAAAAAAUGGAAACAGAGGAAACUUCAAGAACUUUUGUUUUUUAAGCUUGUAAUAGUAUCAAAAUUUACAUAAAUUAGCAAUCUGUAGUCAAAUAGAAUAUAAAUUAAACAAUUUCAGUCUGCACAGCCUUCUUCAAGUGCAAAAAAUGCAAACAGAAAAACAGUUCAAAAAAGGGCAGCUUGUUUCUAAAUACAUCUGUCACAACUUGGACAAAUUUGGAAUAUUCAUUUACCAGCAGUAUAACUGGAUGCAGAAAAUCAUCAUCCCAAAGUGAAGCUGGGAUGAUCCUGAAAUCAUAUAUAUAUAUUGUGAGCAGCUUGUCUUUGAGGAUAUUUACAAUUUUUUAUUUUUUUCAAAUAGAAAAGUCAUUAUUACCAACGGCAAGGUUGUUCAGCAGGAGCUAUUUUUGAUUAGGCGGACAAAAAAAACUGGUUACCUUUUCCACCUCAUUUCACACAUCUAUGCACUUAUAGAAUGAACAUAAAUGAACUUUAUUGAAUACAUCUGUUCUCUUCAACAGCAGCAGUGUCUUUGGCAGAAAUAAAAAUGUUUUAAAAUUGCAACUUUGGCAGAAAUCAAAAUGUAUUAAAAUGGUAACUUGAUGUGCACCUUGAUCUCAUAACUAUGUACACAACAUUGCCAAGCAUUACCUUGAAUUGUACACUUGGGGAAAUCAUCUUGUGAAGAGGACGGCACUCCACCUCCAAUUCCAAGAUACUUCUCAAUAGCUCCUUUGAAUCAUCCAAAGUACAAAAUUCAAUUCAAUUCAAUUCAAUUUUAUUUGUAUAGCCCUCAAUCACAACAGAAGUCUCAAAGGGCUUUACAGAGGCAAUAUGAUACACAAUUAGAAAUGAAGCAACAAAGAUGAAUAGAUGCAGUUCAAGUCCUGGGUAUCCCCUAUCCUUAAGACCCUCCAUGCCGGCAAGGAAAAACUCCAAAGUCAAUUGGGAGAAAAAUGAGAAACCUUGGGGAGUACCACAGUCAGGAGAGAUCCACUCCCAGGACGGAUAGACAGGAACUCCAGAACGGCUAAUGGGAAUUAGCAAGCGAAAUUAUAGUCCGUAAAAAUACAGUGGAGUGAAGAUGCAAGAAGAAGUCCCUCUAGUCAGAUGAGACGGGGGUAGCAGCGAGGACGUCUAUCCAGCCAGGGGUCCGGACAGUCAGGAGGCUGCAGCUGAAAAAUAGCCCCUCUCCAGAGGGGAGGGGGGAAAGGGGACACCGGGUGACUAGUGAUGAAGAGACUAGACAACUAGAUAUUAACAUUGGAAAAUAGAAAUAAAGUAAGACAAGUGGUGGG